AUGUCCGCGCCACCUCUGAAAGUCCUCAUCUCCGGUGCAGGCAUCGCCGGCCCAUGCUUCGCAUACUGGCUCGCCCGGACGCGGCUACGUACAUCCAUCACGAUUGUCGAACGCUCGCCCACGCCGAGAGUCACUGGCCAGGCGAUCGACAUCCAUGGCCCGGCCAUCGAGGUAGUCAAGCGCAUGAAGUUACUCGAAGCCAUCCGCGCGCGCUACACCACCGAGGAAGGCACCUUGUUCUUGAACCACGCAGGGAAACCCGUCGUGCAGUUCGACGCCGGCGAGACGUUCACGGCCGAGUACGAGAUCCUGCGGGCCGACCUGUCGGAACUCUUCCUGGAGGCCACCAAGCCGUUCGACAAUAUCCGGUACAAGUACGGCGAUUCUAUCGCGUCUCUCAACCAGAUCGACGACGAUACUUGCGUCAGAGUGAAGUUCGCUAGUGGGGAGGAAGACACCUUUGAUAUGGUUGUCGCGGCGGAUGGAUCCACGUCGAGGACGCGGCCGAUGAUCAUGACUCCGCAAUCACUUAAGCGUCAAUAUGACGGUGGGAAACCCCACACAGAGUCCGAGAUGAGCAAGCACAAGGAAGACGACACCAACACGGACUUUGACAAGACCAAGGCCUCGUUCAACUUCCUAGGCAUGUACACGGCGUUUUUCAGCAUCCCGAGACGGCCGGACGAUUCGAGGAUGUGGCAGAUCUACAGCCUGCGAAAGGGCCUCUGCGUCAUGAUCCGCCCGCACAGAAAUCCGGCCACCAUGGGCGCGUACCUGUCCAUCACGAUGCCGGACCGAGGGCUCCGUGAGCCUGGCAUCGACGCCGCCAUGGACAAGGGCGUGGAUGCGACCAAGAAAAUGCUGCACGAUUACUUCGACGAUGCCGGCUGGGAGACAAAGCGGGUGCUGGAGGGCAUGGACCACGCAGACGACUUCUACAUGUCCGGAGCCGUGCAGGUCAGGCUUCCGAAAUGGACCAACAGGCGGGGUGUGUUGCUCGGAGACGCGGCCUGGGCGACCUUUGGUGCCGGGACCACGCUGGCCAUUGGGGGCGCCUACAUUCUCGCUGGGGAACUGUCAAAGAUCCAGAGCACGAAGGAUGUACCCCGUGCACUGGAGAGAUAUGAAGAGGUCUUCCGCCCGAUUUACGCGAAAAUGGAUGAUUUGAUCCCGGGGUUUCCUCAGGUCAUGUUCCCGCAGACUGCUUGGGGUAUUGGCAUCCGGGACUCGGUCUUGUGGUUUCUGAGCAAGACGAAGGUGUACAAACUGCUUGCGAUGGGGCCAGGGGUACAUUGGAAUCUGCCAUCUUACGAAUGGGUCGAUACCGAGAAGCCAUGA
Cladophialophora carrionii CBS 160.54 is the source of this 1338-nucleotide messenger RNA. RefSeq lists its product as uncharacterized. Gene Ontology annotation, molecular function: FAD binding. The record is from RefSeq and is a predicted model, not a curated record. The transcript has a single exon. Bases 1 to 1338 code for a protein of 445 amino acids. NCBI's taxonomy places the organism in Eukaryota, Fungi, Ascomycota, Eurotiomycetes, Chaetothyriales, Herpotrichiellaceae.